Molecule: messenger RNA, 1459 nt
Organism: Lacerta agilis (Sand lizard)
Lineage: Eukaryota; Metazoa; Chordata; Lepidosauria; Squamata; Lacertidae
Gene: CCR6
Product: C-C motif chemokine receptor 6
Exons: 3
Coding region: 165-1226 (353 amino acids)
Biological process (GO): G protein-coupled receptor signaling pathway; immune response; chemotaxis
Cellular component (GO): membrane
Molecular function (GO): chemokine receptor activity
Source: RefSeq, a predicted model, not a curated record
GAAGAAGAAGAAGAAGAAGAAGAAGAAGAAGAAGUGAAAGCUACUUCUGUAUGUAGAUCACCUUGGCUGCACUGGAGGAAAAAGAGACUUUCUGUAAAUCCAACUCAACUGUCACUGCCAUUGCUACAAGUCUUCUCUGGUCAAAAGGAAGACAGAGCACCAUAAUGAGCGGGGAAGGAUCAACCAUCACAGAUUAUUCCGAUUUGUAUGCUGAGUUUGCAAUGCCAUGUGACAAGGAUGAAGUCAGAAACUUUACAAAAGCCUUUCUUCCCGUUGCUUACUCCCUGAUCUGUGUCCUGGGGUUCGUGGGAAAUAUGUUUGUAGUGAUGACAUUUGUUUUAUAUAAGAGGUCUGAUUCUGUAACUGAUGUCUGCCUCUGUAAUAUGGCUAUUGUGGACAUAUUGUUUGUUCUCACUCUUCCUUUCUGGGCAGUAAACUAUGCUUUGGACAACUGGAUUUUUGGGGAUUUCCUCUGCAAGCUCACCAAAGGUAUCUAUGCCAUUAACUUCAACUGUGGCAUGUUGCUCUUGGCCUGCAUAAGCAUAGACAGGUAUGUUGCCAUUGUGCAGGCCAUAAAGUCAUUUAAACUUCGGGCAAGGUGUCUAGCCCACAGUAAAGUGAUCUGCUUGGCUGUCUGGGUGUCCUCUAUGUUAAUCUCAAGUGCUACUUUCAUGUUCAGUGAAAGCUACACACUUCCAGGCAAUGCAACCACAUACAUUUGUGAUCACAAAUCCAGUCCAAACUCCAAUGUAAAAGUGAAAUUGCUGAUAUUAAGUUUCCAGCUUUUAUUUGGAUUUUUUGUCCCUCUGUUGUUCAUGGUUUUUUGCUACACCUUCAUUGUCAAAACCUUAGUGCAGGCUCAGAAUUCCAAAAGAAGCAAAGCCAUACGUGUGAUUAUCUCCAUCGUGGUUGUUUUUCUGCUGUGCCAAGUUCCCUACAAUAUGGUUCUCCUGGUGACAGCAGAAUCUAUGGGGAAACUGGACAAAGCUUGUCAGAGUGAAAAGCAAUUGGCUUACGCAAAAUAUGUAACGGAAACCCUGGCAUUCCUGCACUGUGGUAUGAACCCUGUGCUCUAUGCAUUCAUUGGUGUGAAGUUCAGGAACUACUUUGUGAAAAUAAUUACAAGCCUGUGCUGUGUGAGACAUAUGAACUGUGGAACUACCCUUGGUUCAAAGAUCAGUUCCGAUACUGUCCACUCCAGACAGACAAGUGAAGUUUGUGAAUGACAUAAUGGAUUAUUGUGUAUACAACAUUGUUAUCCUCGGGUAGAAUCAUUAUUCAGGCCACACACAGAUACCCUGGCUUCUUUAUUCUGUUCAAACCAGUUCACUUAAUACAUCAUGCCUGUAUAAGCUUCUGCCACAGAAAACUGGUCAGUUUCAAAGGUAGCUAAUAGCUCUUUACACAUUUCGAAUAAAGCCAGUCUCUCUGUUCCCAUAGUAGGACCAGGUUUCUGGGU